AUGACGACUGCUAAAGAGUAUGAUGCCACUAAACAGGAAGUCACCAUGAGUAAGCAAUUGAAAUCAGAUUUGUACCAAGGGCUCUUUCCUAUUUACCACCUAAGUAAAGGAUUCGGACUGCUACCAGUAAGAGUCAGUAUCCAAGCAAGUGGGAGAUAUAACUCGAAGAUUCACGUGGUUGACAUUAUAUACGGGGUUUGUCUCCUUUUAUUAUUCAUCUGUGCUGAGAUUUGGGGACUCUGGAGAGACCUCAGGGAUGGAUGGGUGAAUAGUACUAGAUUGAAGCGGCAGACAGCAUUGAAUGUGACUAUUGGAGACGUAGUGGCUGUUGCUCUUUUGGCUGCAGUUGGAGUACUUGGUGCUCCUUUUCGGUGGAAAUACCUUCAGGAGAUUAUAGGCCGUCUUAUUGACGCUGAUGAAAGGAUUGGAUUUAUCAACGCCAGAAAAACACGUAGAUUUGCAAUAAUCAUCUCAGCAGGGGCACUCGUCUACUUGAUAACAAUUUCUUCUCUUGAUAUUUAUGUAUGGGACAUGCAAACUAAACUGAAAAGAAAAAUGGCUGACAAAGGCCCAAUCAACUAUUCCCCCAUAUACUUUCUCUACAUGCAGGCAUUAAUGAUCGAGAUACAAUACACGAUUACUACAUAUAAUCUGAAUGAACGUUUCUUGAGGCUGAAUAAGAAUUUGGAAAAUUUAUUAAGAACUGGAAGAAAUCUUAUGAAAAAAGAUGUGAGCUUUACUAGUGAAUGUAAGGACCAAAAUGAAUUUAUCAUAUAUCCGAGGGCCAAAGUGGAAGCAAGACCUGCAAGGGUCUUUAGGACGCCGAAAGUAUAUGACUGGAUGGCUGGUGCAGGAGGUUCUAUAAUUAUCAGUCAAAUGAAUGAAACUAAUCACAUACCAGUUCACAGGGUAGUUGCUGUUAUGGAGCAGAAACUUCAUGAGAAUGAGAAUUAA
Messenger RNA from Diachasma alloeum, 954 nucleotides. RefSeq names its product gustatory receptor for sugar taste 43a (gene Gr3). The record is from RefSeq and is a predicted model, not a curated record. Lineage: Eukaryota; Metazoa; Arthropoda; Insecta; Hymenoptera; Braconidae. The transcript is spliced from 4 exons. Bases 1 to 954 code for a protein of 317 amino acids.